GUCACACGCUUAAACCUCUCCAGUCUCCACCACCUCCUCGGCCGCGCCGUCGCCGCCGACGAUGCCGCGCAAGGCCUCGUCUACGCCAGAUUCGCGCCUCAAAUGGCGGAAGCGGAAGCGCAACCCCGACGCCGCGCCCUCGCCGUUGGCCGCGCCCGACAACUCGGAUGACUCCGACUCCGCCGCCGCCAACGACGAGGACGACACGGCCGUCCCGUCGGCUGCCGUUGACGACGAAAUCCUUGCCGGUGCCGCGGCCAGGGACCUCCGUGAGGCGGAGGUGCUCUCCCCGGCCGAGGCCAUCUCCGCCUUCCCCGCCGCCACCCGCCGCAAAGUCAACCGGCCGCACCCGUCCGUCCUGGCCGUCGUUGCAGCCGAGCGGUCUGCGUGUGCGGGAGAUGUCUCUGCCUCGGUUCCACCGGCAUUGGAGAACAUCUCGCACGGGCAGCUCCAGGUGCUCUCGGGGGCCCUGCCUGACCACCCGUCCCUUUCGGCGGAUCCUGACAGGCCGUCUUCUUAUGUGUGCACACCACCGCCCCUCAUGGAGGGGCACGGCGUGCCCAAGCAGUUCCAGGGUUGCCUCCAUGUCGUGCCCAAGCACUCAGAUUGGUUCUCUCCUGGGACGGUGCACAGGCUGGAAAGGCAGGUAGUGCCACACUUUUUUACAGGGAAGUCUCCGGGGAACACGCCGGGGAAGUUCAUAACGUUACGGAAUAAAGUUAUUGCAAAGUAUUUGGAGAAUCCAGGCAAGAGGCUUGCUUUUGCAGACUGCCAGGGCUUUGUUGUCAACACAGGUGAAUUAUACGACCUGAGUAGGAUUGUUCGGUUCUUGGACGCAUGGGGGAUCAUCAAUUACCUUGCGGUUGGGUUGGUGCACCGGGGUCUGAGGGUGGCAGCAUCACUUCUAAGGGAGGAACCAGCAGGGGAGUUGCAAUUGUUUACUGCACCGUUGAAAUCCAUUGAUGGUUUAAUUAUGUUUGACCGGCCAAAAUGUAGUCUCCGAGUUGAAGACAUUGCCUUGCUGGCAUCGUCUUCAUCAAAUUCGGAGGUGUUGGAUUUUGAUGCUGGUGCUGAGUUUGCAGAAUUGGAAGGGAAGAUUAGAGAACGGUUAUCAGAGAGCUCUUGCAGUUAUUGCUCACAAUCUUUGAGCAGUUUGCACUAUCAGUCACAAAAGGAGGUAGAUAUUGCUCUUUGCUCUAGUUGCUUCCAUGAUUCACGAUUUAUUACCGGGCAUUCAAGCUUAGAUUUUCAGAGAGUCAAUGGGGAUAGAGAUGGAUCAGAAAAUGAUGGGGAUAACUGGACUGAUCGAGAAACGUUAUUGUUGUUGGAGGGCAUAGAGAAGCACAAUGACAACUGGAAUAACAUUGCCGACCAUGUUGGAACAAAGUCAAAGGCACAGUGUAUUUACCAUUUUAUUCGUCUUCCAGUGGAGGAUAGUUUGUUAGAGACCAUUGAGGUGCCAGAUGCAUCCAUGCCAGUGCAAACCAAUGGACAUCCACAUUCAGAUUCCAAUGGAAAUCUACCUCAAAGUGUUCAACAUGGAAACCAACUCCCAUUCAUCAGUUCAUCUAAUCCAGUCAUGUCGUUGGUUGCCUUCUUGACCUCUGCAAUAGGACCAAGAAUUGCAGCAUCAUGCGCAAGUGCAGCAUUAUCUGCUUUAACACGAGAGGAUGAUCCCAGGGUGAUUUCUGAAAGCAUGCAUGCUGAUGAUAGGACCCAUGCUGCACAUACAAACUUUCGUGACCAUAAUGGUGCUUCAUCGUCAUCCGUUUCUCCAGAAAAUGUGAAGCAUGCUGCACUGUGUGGUUUGUCGGCAGCGGCAAUGAAGUCUAAACUCUUUGCGGAUCAAGAGGAACGAGAAAUCCAAAGACUAGCUGCUAUCGUGAUAAAUCAUCAGCUGAAGAGGUUGGAGUUAAAGCUGAAGCAGUUUGCUGAAGUUGAGACCUUGCUUCUGAAGGAAUGCGAGCAAGUGGAUCGAGCAAGACAGAGGAUUUCAGCUGGCCGUAUCCAGGUGAUGUCAGGCCGCUUAAAUCCCAUGGGAGCUAGCCUGCCCAAUGGUAGCAGUCGCACCACGGCAUCCAAUCCAAUUAAUAUGAGCCCUAGACCAGUGACCAUGCCAGGCUCCACGGCUGAAGCCACCAGACCAGCCUCAUCCGCCAAUAUCAUGCAGGGGCAGGGGCACCCUCAGAUGCCAUUGUUGCAGAGGCAGCCACAGAUGCUCUCAUUUGGGCCUCGCUCGCCGCUCUCGGCUAUCCAGACUCAGCCAUCUGCACAGGCGUCGAACAUUAUGUUCAGCUCUGCUGCCAUGCCCAAUUCAGUAACUCACAAUCAUCAGCUGUUGAGGUCGUCUUCAGGAAACAAUUCAAGUCUAGGAUAGAUAGUUCGUAAGAUUCCCCAGAGCGUAGUAGUGUUAGCUUUUUUUUUUUUGAACAGGUGUUUUUGCUUUUUAGCUCGCUUUAUAUGGUUUACACAAGCAUCUCAUUGUAAUUUGAUUGUUCAA
This is a messenger RNA of Lolium rigidum, 2500 nucleotides long. Its product is annotated as SWI/SNF complex subunit SWI3C homolog. The transcript has 9 exons. The record is from RefSeq and is a predicted model, not a curated record. NCBI's taxonomy places the organism in Eukaryota, Viridiplantae, Streptophyta, Magnoliopsida, Poales, Poaceae. Bases 62 to 2377 code for a protein of 771 amino acids. Gene Ontology annotation, molecular function: protein binding; zinc ion binding.